This is a messenger RNA of Mycotypha africana, 384 nucleotides long. Its product is annotated as cyclin PHO80-like protein. Gene Ontology annotation, biological process: regulation of cyclin-dependent protein serine/threonine kinase activity. NCBI's taxonomy places the organism in Eukaryota, Fungi, Mucoromycota, Mucoromycetes, Mucorales, Mycotyphaceae. The transcript has a single exon. Gene Ontology annotation, molecular function: cyclin-dependent protein serine/threonine kinase regulator activity; protein kinase binding. The annotation marks the transcript as partial. The record is from RefSeq and is a predicted model, not a curated record. Gene Ontology annotation, cellular component: nucleus; cyclin-dependent protein kinase holoenzyme complex.
AUGAUACCCAACAGUCAAAUCACCCAUUUUGAUUCUCGUACAAUACCCACUAUAUCUCUUGUCGCUUAUCUGGAACGACUACAAAAGUUUGCCCAUUUUACCAAUGAGGCGCUAUUGUCCAUGCUCAUUUAUUUCGACCGCAUCUCAACGAGUGCGAGCAGCGAUCCCCAGGAGGGGUUCAUUAUCCAUGCUUAUAAUGUACACCGUCUCCUCAUUGCUAGCCUUGUGGUCGCUUCGAAAUUCACCUCGGAUGUUUAUUACACCAACAGCCGCUAUGCAAAAGUCGGUGGCCUAUCUGUUGCUGAACUGAAUCAACUAGAAUUGGAAUUCUUAUUCUUGAUCAAAUUUCGAUUACAUAUCAGGCUGAAAAAGUUACAGUCUUUU